GGCGGCGGCGGCGGCGGGAGCGCGGGGCCGGAGGAGGCGGGGAAGAUGGACCCGGCGCCCUCGCUGGGCUGCAGCCUGAAGGAUGUGAAGUGGAGCUCGGUGGCCGUUCCGCUCGACCUGCUGGUCAGCACUUACCGGCUGCCCCAGAUCGCGCGGCUGGACAGCGGAGAAUGCAUCGAAGGGCUGCGGGAACAUGACUACCUUCUGAUUCAUUCGUGCCGUCAGUGGACCACCAUCACUGCCCAUAGCUUGGAGGAGGGGCACUAUGUCAUUGGGCCAAAGAUUGAGAUUCCGGUACAUUAUGCAGGGCAAUUCAAGCUACUGGAACAAGACCGAGAUAUAAAGGAGCCAGUGCAAUAUUUCAACAGUGUGGAGGAGGUGGCUAAAGCAUUUCCUGAACGCGUGUACGUCAUGGAGGAAAUAACAUUCAACGUGAAGGUUGCUUCAGGUGAAUGCAAUGAAGAUACAGAAGUUUACAACAUCACCCUAUGUACAGGGGAUGAACUCACACUAAUGGGCCAGGCAGAAAUCCUGUAUGCAAAGACUUUCAAGGAGAAGUCACGACUCAACACCAUCUUCAAAAAGAUUGGGAAGCUCAAUUCCAUCAGCAAGCUGGGAAAAGGCAAAAUGCCGUGCCUCAUUUGCAUGAAUCACCGGACCAACGAGAGCGUCAGCCUCCCAUUCCAGUGCAAGGGCCGGUUCAGCACGCGGAGCCCCCUGGAACUUCAGAUGCAGGAGGGCGAGCACACCAUCCGCAACAUUGUGGAGAAAACCAGGCUUCCCGUGAAUGUGACGGUGCCCAGCCCUCCACCGAGAAACCCGUACGACCUCCACUUCAUCCGCGAGGGGCACCGCUACAAGUUUGUGAACAUCCAGACCAAGACCGUGGUGGUCUGCUGUGUGCUGCGGAACAACAAGAUCCUCCCCAUGCACUUCCCUCUGCACUUGACCGUCCCCAAGUUUAGCCUCCCGGAACACCUGGUGAAGGGGGAAGUGUGGCCCGAAACCCUGGUCCAUCACUGGCUGGGUAUCUGCCAAGAACAGUUCGACAUCGAUGAGUAUUCACGGGCGGUCCGCGACGUGAAAACGGACUGGAACGAGGACUGUAAGAGUCCCAAGAAGGGCCGGUGCACUGGCCACAACCACGUGCCCAACUCCCUCAGCUACGCUCGCGACGAGCUCACCCAGUCCUUCCACCGGCUCUCGGUCUGUGUGUAUGGCAACAAUCUCCAUGGCAACAGCGAGGUGAACCUCCACGGCUGCAGGGACCUGGGGGGAGAGUGGGCCCCCUUCCCUCAUGACAUCCUGCCCUAUCAGGACUCGGGUGACAGUGGGAGCGACUACCUUUUCCCAGAAGCUAGUGAAGAAUCGGCGGGCCUCCCGGGGAAGUCAGAGCUCCCUUAUGAAGAGCUGUGGCUGGAGGAAGGCAAGCCCAGCCAUCAGCCUCUCACGCGCUCCCUGAGCGAGAAGAGCAGGUGUGAUCAGUUUAGAGGUUCUGCCCGGUCCAAGUGCGCAACUUCUCCCCUUCCUGUCCCCGGAACUCUGGGAGCAGCAAUGAAGUCUUCAGAGAUUGCCCUACCUCCACCUCCAGUGCCUCCCAAAUCUGAAGCCGUCAGGGAAGAAUGCCGGCUCCUGAACGCCCCACCUGUUCCGCCCCGAAGCGCAAAGCCUCUGUCCACCAGCCCCUCCGUCCCUCCUCGCACAGCCAAGCCGGCGCGGCAGCAGACUCGCUCUCCCAGCCCCACCUUGUCCUACUAUUCUUCAGGGCUGCACGACAUCGUCACUAAAAGUGACACGAGCCCCCCCGAAAGUGCUCCCGUUUCCUGCUACCCGUGUCACCGAGUGAAGGCGGAUGCCGGGGACCCGAAGUCCCCGUUUGGAAGUCCGUCUGCGGAAGCGCUCUCGUCGCGCCUCUCGUGGCCCAACCAUUACUCGGGCUCAUCGGAGACCCAGACCAGAAGCGACUUCCUGCUGGACCCCAGCAGGAGUUACAGCUACCCGCGGCAGAAGACGCCAGGCACACCAAAGAGAAACUGCGCGGCGCCCCUCGGUCGGGACGGCUGCGAGCUGGGGGCCAGCCCGCCCCGCGCCGCCGCCGCCGAGCUCAGCGGCAGCGCCCCCGGCUGCCCCAAGUCGGCCAGCUACUCCCUGGAGAGCACGGACGAGAAGGCUGCCGCCGCCGGCCGGGCCAAGCAGAGCGUCUCCUGCCCUGCCUUACCGCCCAGGGCCCCGAAGCCGGUGGAAGAGAAAGCCGCCUCCGAACCUUGUCCUUUGCCUCUGAAAAUCGAUGGUGCUGAGGAAGAGCCCCAGUCUGGGUCCCCGGACCUCUCCGAGGACCCCUGCUUUGUCCCAAGGGGCCUGCAGGACCUCUUCUCCGUCUCCUACCCCUUCUCCUCCCCGCUGCACCUCCAGCUGGCCCCGCGGUCCUGCGGCGACGGCUCCCCGUGGCAGCCGCCCGCCGACCUGUCGGGACUGUCCAUCGAGGAAGUGGCCAAGUCCCUGCGCUUCAUCGGCUUGUCCGAAGACGUCAUUUCCUUCUUCGUCACCGAAAAGAUUGACGGGAAUCUGCUGGUUCAGCUCACGGAAGAAAUCCUUUCGGAGGAUUUCAAAUUGAGCAAACUGCAGGUGAAGAAAAUCAUGCAGUUCAUUAACGGCUGGAGGCCCAAAAUAUAGCCGGAUCACCCCGGCUAGCAGUGAGCAGAACUGAAAAGAGUGCGCGCCAGAGGGGGCGGGCUGGGACCCAGGUUCCUGUUUUUUGCACUAAAAACCUUCUCUGUAAAUAGGGAUAAGAGAAAACUCUUACUAUGCAGAUUAACGUUUUUGAAUGGUGAACAGGCUAUUUUGUACAUCAAUAAAAAUGCUGUACAGAACACUUACUUAGAGGUGUGCCUUGUACGUCACUCAACACUCAACAGCUGCUAAAAGACAAAAGGCAUGUUCAGAGAAAUAAUUCUUACCCAAGUAGGUUUAUGUGAGAAGGUGAUAUUUAUUUACAAAAUAGCCAAAGCUGAAUGACAUCAGAAUCUUUAAAACAAACAAAAAACAAAAAACAAACAACCACUUUUGAACAAUUCCCUCCUUUGGGAGAAUCAUCUUUAGAUUAUUAACUCUCUCCUGUGCUCUGUUGUUUGGAUUGCUCAAAUGCUAAUGUUUGACUCUUGUGCCUGAAAAUGUUAGUGAUAUGAAAUGACACUUCAAUGUUAUGUGCUCAGUAGGGAUCUUUUUAUCAAAAGACGUUUUCCAAAAGUCAUGUGCUGGUAGAGGAUCUGUGACGUCCUUAGAAAUAAUACAGAUCAUGACCACAAUAAUUUACCUGUAACUGCUGCUAAUUUUAUCAAGCAGAGAAAAAAACAGAAUAUAUACAUGUAGGUAUAUAUCUAUACACAAUACAAACGUAUAUGUUUUAAACAUCAUUAUGGGCCUGAUAUUUUAGGUAACAUCUGUUCACUUUCAAAUAUCCACUGAGGUUUGGGGCUGGUAAUUAACUAAGCUGACUCUUUGAGGAAGAGUGGACAGAAUGAUUCCAAAGAUUCUCAUAACCCUGUCCCUCGGAGCGCAGUUUUUCAGACUUUGUCAUGGCAAACUUGGAACAAAUCAGUACAGAGUCUGUAGUGAAGAAUUAAAUUUGAUUUUAAACCUAUUAUAGGCUGAGUUUUGCAUAGAAUAUCCCCAUGCCGAUGUCUGGGGAAAUGACAGUUUCUGCCGAGUGAUAAUUCUCCUCUGGUUUAAGGGUCUUAUUCUCCUGGUGUCUGAUGGUGAGGGGUCUGGAGAGCGGUUCUCAGAGCCUGUUAGGUGUUCACAACGUGCUUGGUGUUUCAGGAGAGCUCAGAAAUCAGAUGCACCAUCUUCUGUUAUUAGCUGUGCUACAUCUGUCGAGUAAUUUUUAAAGUAUCAGUGGGAGGUACUUGUUUAGUUCAUACACCUCUUCUUCCCUCUCUUCCGAAGAAGAUACAUGAAUGCUAUACUUCAUUCCAAGAAUCUCAGGACCCAGUCUGACAGUUUUUGCCAAACAUGAUUAAAUAUUCCAAAAUAUAAUAGCAUCAACAUUGUUCUUGACUUUUUAAAGGAAUAUAAAUCGUAGACAAGUUUUAGUUCUCUGAGCAGGGUAUCACCCAUAGCCUUGCCUCCCCCUGCGGAGUCUGUCCCCACAAUCCGGAGGUACAGACAGCCAACCAGGUGUCAGCAUGACUUGCAGGACUGACCCGUAGGUUAUUUGUCCUUCCUGCUCACCAAAAUAAAUACCCAGUUGUAAAGACAAGACCCACCAGUCUAGUUUUGCAGACCUGUUUGGUAUGGCUUCAUUUCUCAGCAUUAAAGAUAUUUUUAAUCCAGCUCAUUGUUUAGAAUUCAGGUGAAUUGAUACCUAUUCUCAUUUUCCGUCUUAAAUCUUUUUUUUUAAAGGCAUUUUCCCCCAACGUAUCUCCAAAAGUGUAAAUACUAUACUCUAGGUUAGAAAUGCCCCCAUAAACAGAGUACCCCAUAAAACUUGUCCAAAUCGGGUACCUCUUCAAAAGUAACUGACAGAUCUAUGGAGAAGCUUCUGGUACUGGACUCCAUGACUCGCAUGCUAAGAAAGCAUCCUUCUAUGUGAGGGGCAACUCCCUUAGUAAAGUUAACCUCUCAGAACUUUCCUUUAAAAUAAAAACAGAUAUGGUUGAAAAGUUGCAAGGUUUCUUUGGCAAAACUUUGCUGAAUCCGGUUAUGAAUACUUAGCCCUUGGACACAAUUCUCAAAUUCCAGAGAGGAACAGGGUUGGCUUGAGUUUCCUAUCAAGGUUGCCCCACAUAAACAGCUGAUUACUUUUAUCUUUUUUCUUUUCACUUUUUCUUUCGUAAGAACUUGACACAAGGUCAUUUCUAUUUUUUGUCUUGGCGUAUGGAUGUUGGGUUUAUAUUGGUGGCAGUGUGGGGACUCCUGAGGACAAGGACUAUGGCCUUUCAUUCACGUACUCGAAAUUCACUGAGCACCUUCUUUGCGCUGGGCAUUAAGCUGGCACGACUUGCCGGUGCUGGAAAAAAAGACACAGUUCUCUUGGAACUCAUAAUGUUUAUAUUUUAAAUCACAGUUGUUGAGACUGGGGAUGUGUAAGAGAGACGUGAAAUCUUCUGGGCAGUUGGAUGUUAAGUCGGAGAGUUAAGUGUGGACUUUCAGGAAUCCACAGACGAAGAAAUAGUAUCCUCUAUUAAAGGGAUAAAAGAAACACCAUAAGACCAUUAAAACUUGGAAAAGUGUCAGAAGCAGGAAAUAUCUCUAAUGCCCAGUGGCUAGUGUUCUUUUUUACUGAUUGGAAUUUUUAAAAUUGGUAAUAAAUAUCUUCUGGCAUGUCUAAAGUCACACUGCACCCUGAUCGAUAGCGCAGGCGUAGUCAGAGAAUGAUGAUGAGAAACACCACAUGGGGAGAGAGCGAACAGCCUUUCCCUUCUGAGAGCUGUGUUUUGCAGCAAAAAGCGGUGGAUAGAGAUCCCCGCAGGCAGAACCUUUUCUAACCAACCAGGCCAUCUGGCAGCUUCCCUGCAGUCUGUGUACUGACCCCUGUGCUUGGGAGAAAGUGUCCAAACAGGACUUUUCUGGGUCCUUAAGUUCACGGCUAAAACCAUGUUGACCCCCAUCAGAAAAAAUCAGCAAUAAACCAAACCAAGCAGCUGAAAUGUAAAAUGUGGACCCAACUCAUGUUGGGAGCGAGAACUCAAAACACUCAGAUCAAUUCCUUCUCAGAAUCUCGUAAACGCCUGCAAGUUCUCUCUUUUCAGUUGAGCUGCUCAACUUUAUGAACUGUGAAAUUUACAUUUAGACGCUUUGAACCCACAUACACCAUUCAGGCUUAUGAAGUUGCAGCGAGCUGCCCAUUCGACUAAAUUGCAGUGUUUAUUCUUGUCUCAUGUAGAAAUGAAACGACGAUCUUACGGGGAAAUGUUAUGACUGUUCAUUCCAACUGUUUUCCAACAUGUGUGUAAACGCCCUCUGCUCACAUUCCAGAACCACCUACACAUCGUCCACACGGCUCCUCCAGACGUUCAGCGGGGGGGGGGGGGGAUCAACUGAGGGUCCUUCAUUUUUCCAAACAGUUUGUGUAAUGCAUCGCUGCUCAUCAUGCCUAAAGAGUGUGAAAUUAACGUUUUGAAUAAUAAACUGGAAAAUGAGACAGUUCUCCCAAGACCCUUGGGAACUGUUCAAAGAAAAUUCCAACGUCAGUCCACCAGAAAAGUGAAGUGUGCUGUUGGGCACACAAGACCUUCAAAAACUAUGACCAUUAUAUCAAUUCCCACUCUUUCUAGUAGCAGGAAGGCACCAGGCUGCUAGGGCUAAGAAAAGUAAAAUGCCCAGGAUGCCAAUGAUGGAAAGUAAGACUGUUAUACUGUGGGCUUGUAACGUGGUGGAAUUCUUACGGCCACUUCUCAUUGAAUCACAUCAUUUCGUCUUCAAAACAUGGUGUUUUAAAAUGUGUCUCAUUGUGAAAGCCAAAAACAAAGGGUAAACGUGAUUCCUGUUAAAACUAGGUAACAAUAUCUUCUGUCAUUUUGCUGCUCUGUCGAAUUUUUAGGCUAUGAAUUUUGUAAUGAGCUUAUCAGAGGACGAAUUUCCUUCAUUUACAAUCUCAUGUCAUAGGGCUCGGAUCACCUCUCAGCUAUAAACCCCUUCUCCCACUUUCAUAUGAAGUUCCAUUUAAAAUAAAGCCUAGAAAUUGAACUCACGUAAUCAAACAUUUGGGAGUUUUCCUCGACUUCUAUAAAAGUGGUAUAUUCUUUUCCAAGGAUUUUGUAACCAUCUUUACAGUCUCUUUGCUUGGAAAACUGGGGUUGUUCACUACCAGUUAACAGUUGCAUUAUUUCCAGAGCAUUAUCCAUGGGCCCAUUGUGUACCUCAAGAUAAACAUGGUAUGUUAUGUCUAAAACAAAAACUGUUGUUGAUUUAAAUGGUUCUGAAAUGUCUAUAAAUAAAAUGUUAAAAAUU
This is a messenger RNA of Vicugna pacos (alpaca), 6951 nucleotides long. It is a transcript of the gene GAREM1, whose product is annotated as GRB2 associated regulator of MAPK1 subtype 1. The record is from RefSeq and is a predicted model, not a curated record. Gene Ontology annotation, molecular function: proline-rich region binding. Lineage: Eukaryota; Metazoa; Chordata; Mammalia; Artiodactyla; Camelidae. Gene Ontology annotation, biological process: epidermal growth factor receptor signaling pathway; cellular response to epidermal growth factor stimulus.